UUUACAUGCGAGAAUUAUACGUAAUAAGCCGGUAAAUAAGAUGUGCUGAGUACGAUAUUGUGUCAAGGCUUAGCAGGAGGUAAACAAACAAGGCUCGGAUGGUGGCCACGCUGCCGCCUCCUAUAUAUUAACUUCUGUGGCCACGGGAAGUGUUAAAAAAAUGAAUAACCGCAGCCUUCAAGAGCUCCUGCAGCAGGCGGAGCAGCUGGCCAGCAACCUCAGCGGCGGCGGGGAACUGCCUCGCGUGGACCGCUCCCUGCAGCAGAUCCUCCACACGGGCCAGCAGCUGUGGUCCAGAGCCUCGGCCCAGGCGUCCACGGCCAACGAUGCCCAAGCUGCCAUCCUCCUGGGGUCUCGAGGGGUUGACCUGCCGCACAUCAGUAACCGCCUGGAGACCCUGACCACCGCCCGCACCCUGCAGCCCCUGGAGGCCCUCGCCGACACUGACAUCGCAGCCUUUCUGAGGAACGAGAGGGAGAAUGCCAUCAUCACGGCCAUUGAGGACUCCAAGCGAAGGACGAGCGAGGAGGUUGAGCGCCUGUACUGGAAGCAACAACAAGCAGAAUGGGAACAGAGGAAACAGGACCUGCUCUCAGCCUUCACCCACUCAGGGACAGACUUGCUCAACAUCACCGUUCAGCAGCAGGACAGCGUGUAUGGCAUGUCCCGAAUGGCAGGGAGCGGCAGCAGCCUCAGCAGCGAGGAGACAGCAUACAUUCGGGUGGUGCGCCAGUACAAUGAGGAGAUCCUGCAGGGAGGCAUCAGACCCAACCUGGCUGAGUCACUGUCCGAGGCCGCCACUGCCAUGAAUGACCAGAGCAUCACUGACCUGUGGGCCCUCGUCAAGUGCCUGAGCGAGGUGCCGGUUAGCAUGGCCGGGGAGGCAUCCAAGGCCAGGGUCACACCAAGAGUUCAGAAUGCUGUGGUCAGACAGGCUCGUGGCUACCUGGAAAAAUCGUACACCAGCCACAUGCGACACAUGGUUUACUCUCACCUGGAGCGUGCCCAGCUUGGAGGGGUGCCUGGCCUGGUGCCCUUAGUGCGUGCCUACCUGGAGGUGGUGCUGCCCCAUCAGGUGACGGCAACCCUGGAAGAUGGACAGGCCAGUGGUGCCCCAGUCUGGCCACUCAUCUUCUACUGCAUGAGGGCGGGAGGGAGCAAGGCAGCAUGUCAGGCAGCUUCAGAAAACAGCUCGCCCCUGGUGGUUGAGGUCGUUGGGGCGCUGGAGCACUACCACAAGAGUGACUCGGGGCGCCUCCCACCCGACCUGGAGAAGAAGCUGCGGACCUCAUACAAGCGCACUGUCAAAAACUCCCCCGAUCCCUUCAAGCGAGCCGUGUAUUGUUUGCUUAGCCGCUGUGACCCCCAUGAGGACCACACGGACAUCGCCACCACCACAGAUGACUACUUGUGGCUGAAACUGUGUGUGGUUGACUGUGACAGCUCCCCUUCAGCCUCUGUCUCCAGCACCAGCAGCCUCCAACAGGACACACUCACCCUAACCCAGCUCCAAAAUCUCCUCUAUGAACAAUAUGGAGAGUCACACUUCAAUGCAUGGAACCAGCCUCUCCUCUACGCAUCAAUUCUCCUCCAGACGGGACAAUUUGAGGCCGCCGUUGAAUUCCUGAGCCGCAAGGAGAUGUUACGGUGCCAUGCUGUCCACAUCGGCCUGGCACUGCACGAAAUGAGUCUGCUGGCACUGCCCUCGGAGGUGCACGCCCCAAUGUUGUCGCGUGAAGACAGUGACCCAGAGGGAGUGCGUCGCCUCAACCUGACUCGCCUCAUCCUCCUCUACACACGCAAGUUUGAAGUGACUGACCCCUGCGAAGCCCUCCACUAUUGCUUCUUCCUGAGGUCGCUGAAGGGCAGGAAUGGCGAAAACGUGUUCUCUGGUUGUAUCAGUCAGCUGGUGCUUCAGUCGCGGGAGUUUGACCUGCUGCUAGGGAGGCUGGAGCCCGAUGGUCGCCGCACCCCAGGCAUCAUCGACAAGUUCAAGGUGGACGUGAGUGAGGUGACGCAGAUGGUUGCCCAGGACUCGGAGAAGAAGGGACUACAUGAGGAUGCCAUCAAGCUGUAUGACUUAGCCAAGAAUCAUGAGAAGGUCGUGUCGCUGCUGAACCAAUUGCUGAGUCAGGUCGUGCAUCAGCCAGAGGGCGGGAGUGGUAGCCAGCGCAGUCGUGUGGUGGAGUUGGCCUCAGCUGUGGCCCUGCGCUUCAAGACCCAUGGCCACAACACACAGCCCACCACCGUUGCCACCCUGCACCUCCUAAUGGACCUUGCCACCUUUUUCAACUUCUACCAUAAAGAAAGAUUCAACGAUGCUCUUGAGAUCUUGAAGAAGCUGCACAUCAUUGCCCUGAGGAGGGAUGAGGUGGACAGCCGUGUGGCGGGAGUAACAGCCCAGGGGAGUGAGGUGAGGAGCGUGCUGCCUCACAUCCUCCUGGCGGCAAUGACCACCACCUACAAACUCUAUAGGUCAAGUCAGCUCCCUCAGUCACCCCAGCCCUCCCUCAACGUGUCCACAGCCGCUGCCCCAACAGCUCCCAAGCAUCUUCAGGAGCAAGCCCGUGCCAUCGUAACGUUCGCCGGCAUGAUUCCCAUGAGACUUCAUUCAGACAUCAACGCUCGCCUUGUCCAACUGGAAGCCCUCAUCAACUAAUUAGAGAUAUAAGCCCGUAUUCUUAAACGUCUCGGCACCACAGCUCGACCAUUUGAAAAGCCUCUCAUAAAAGUCGCCGGUGGGAUUUCUGUGAUUCUGGUGAUAGUUUUGCAUGACUUACACACCUUGAAUGGGAAAAUCCCCCUCCAUGAAAACCUGGUUAAUCUUGCUGCUGGGUUUUUCAUGGACUAUUUGGUGAUCCAGGUGAUAGUUUUACAUGACUUCUGCGCCUUGAACGCAAAAAUCAUCCAUGAAAACCCGGUUAAUCUUCUCUGUGGCCUUGGAAAAUAGCCAUACUGGGAGCUUGAGAGGCUUAAGAAUAUGAAACAGAGAGUGAGGCAACUUGAGGAAUACAUGUUUUGCUUCUUAUUGUUACACUCCAGGAAGACAUCUGUUGCCUCAUGGUUAAAAGAGGUGGAAGAAGAGAGAAAAAGAAUGAAAGGUGUGUCUUCAAUUGUUGGGUGAUGUUGUUGUCUUAGGAAAAUAAAAGGUGUUACUUAAAGCUCCAUGAACUUGGUAAUAUAUGUGAAAUUAAUUUGGUAUCCAUUCAGACAUGUCUCUUUAUUUUAUUUUAAUGUAACUUUUGUACUCUGAAGAAAAUAAUGUUCUACUGUGCUUUAGUUUUCUGAAAUAUACUUAAAAAUCAAGAAUA
This is a messenger RNA of Eriocheir sinensis (Chinese mitten crab), 3311 nucleotides long. Its product is annotated as nuclear pore complex protein Nup93-like. Gene Ontology annotation, biological process: protein import into nucleus; poly(A)+ mRNA export from nucleus. Gene Ontology annotation, molecular function: structural constituent of nuclear pore. Gene Ontology annotation, cellular component: nuclear pore. NCBI's taxonomy places the organism in Eukaryota, Metazoa, Arthropoda, Malacostraca, Decapoda, Varunidae. The record is from RefSeq and is a predicted model, not a curated record. The transcript has 18 exons. Bases 161 to 2659 code for a protein of 832 amino acids.